Messenger RNA from Drosophila subobscura, 1111 nucleotides. RefSeq names its product acyl-CoA Delta(11) desaturase-like. Gene Ontology annotation, biological process: unsaturated fatty acid biosynthetic process. NCBI's taxonomy places the organism in Eukaryota, Metazoa, Arthropoda, Insecta, Diptera, Drosophilidae. The transcript has a single exon. The record is from RefSeq and is a predicted model, not a curated record. Gene Ontology annotation, molecular function: stearoyl-CoA 9-desaturase activity; iron ion binding. The coding region runs from base 23 to 1111 and encodes 362 amino acids. Gene Ontology annotation, cellular component: endoplasmic reticulum membrane.
AGACCUACCGCAAAGUCUCCAUAUGCCACCCAACAGCGAAGCCAUCGAAUGUGGUCCCACUCCUUCGGACACCACGGGCGUGCUCUACGAAAUGGAUGCAGAGCCACAAGGCACCCCCAAGGAUAUCAGCACACUAAAGACCACGGACGGGCGGAAGCUGGAGCUCGUCUGGACCAAUAUAUUGGCGUUUAUCUAUCUGCACACGGCCUCUGUGUACGGCAUUUGGUUGCUGCUCACCGGAACAAUGUGGCAGACGGUGGCGUUUACGGCUCUUGUUUUUAUUUUCUCUGGCCUCGGGAUAUCGGGAGGUGCACAUCGACUGUGGGCGCAUCGCACCUUCAAGGCUAACCUGCCGCUGCGUGCGAUUUUCAUCUUCUUCAAUACGAUAGCCUUCCAGGAUGCCGUGUAUUACUGGGCGCGCGAUCAUCGCCUGCACCACAAAUACUCGGAGACGGAUGCCGAUCCGUACAACUCGACUCGCGGUUGGUUCUUCUCGCACAUCGGCUGGCUGUGCUGCAAGAAGCAUCCCGAAGUUAAGGAAAAGGGUAAGUCCAUCGAUCUGUCCGAUCUGCGACGGGACCCGCUGGUGAUGUUCCAGAAGAAGUACUACCUGUUCCUGAUGCCCAUCUGCUGCUUCAUCCUGCCCACGGUAAUUCCUGUGUACUUCUGGGGCGAGUCCGUCAGCGUGGCCUGGCACGUGACGGCGCUCAUGCGCUGGUGCCUGGUCCUCAACUUCGUUUGGCUGCUCAAUAGCUCCGCCCACUUGUACGGAAAUCGCCCCUACGACGCCUCCAUCAGCCCCACCACCCAGGUCUUCCUGGUGUGGCUACGCUUCGGCGAGGGCUACCACAACUACCACCACGUCUUCCCCUGGGACUACAAGAGCGCCGAGCUGGGACGCUAUUCACGGGAUCUGACCACCAACUUCAUCAGGCUGUUUGCUCGUCUCGGCUGGGCCUACGAUCUAAAGAGCGUCUCCAUGGACAUGGUGCGAAAGCGCGUCCUCCGCACUGGCGAUGGCACACAUCCAGUUUGGGGCUGGGGCGACAAGGAUCAUCCACAGGAGGAUAUUAAUAAUACGACCAUUACUUAUAAGAGGAUUGUGAAAUAA